Messenger RNA from Patella vulgata (common limpet), 2105 nucleotides. Its product is annotated as dipeptidase 1-like. Gene Ontology annotation, biological process: proteolysis. The coding region runs from base 173 to 1459 and encodes 428 amino acids. Gene Ontology annotation, molecular function: metallodipeptidase activity. The transcript has 11 exons. The record is from RefSeq and is a predicted model, not a curated record. NCBI's taxonomy places the organism in Eukaryota, Metazoa, Mollusca, Gastropoda, Patellidae.
ACUGUUUUUAACCGUGUCAUGCCACUUUAAAAAGUACUUUCAACGCAAGAUCAUAUUUAGCUCCCUACGUACAGUGCGUCGACAGUUGAUUCUGAGAGUUAAGUGGAUUGUGUUCAUACUAGAAGCUGUGUUACUGCAGAGAAAUACCGACAUUUUGAGCUAACAUUCCAAGAUGAGUGGAAAGGAACCCCUGACGUUUGGUGGCGGCGGCGGCUGCAACAAAAACCGUUUACUGAUUGGAGGAGUUAUUGGUUUCGUUGUAUUAGCUAUAGUCAUUGGAUUAGCUGUUGGAAUCCCACUUUCUAAACGAAGCACUGACGAGGAAAACCUUGCACGUGCUAAAAGAGUCCUUGACGACGUUCCACUCAUUGAUGGACAUAAUGAUCUGGCAUGGCAGUACCGUAAGCAGGCACAAAAUCAGAUUUAUCAAGUUAAUCUAGCCGAGUCGUUGAUAGGAGUAUGGAAUAUAACACAUACUGAUAUACCUAGAAUAAAACAAGGACAAUUAAGGGCACAGUUUUGGGCCUUGUAUGUACCAUGUGAUUCCCAGUAUAUAGACGCUGUUCGCCAGUCUCUUGAUCAAAUGGAUACAAUAAAGAAAUUUGUAGCACGUUACCCAGACGUCUUCAGAUUCGUGACAACUGCGGAUGGAAUAAUGAAUGAAUUCAAAUUUAAAAGAUUCGCUAGUUUGGUUGGAUUAGAAGGUGGACAUUCUAUAGAUAGCAGUCUUGGUAAUCUGCGCAUGUUUUAUGACCUUGGGGUCAGAUACAUGACAAUUACUCACAGUUGCAAUACACCAUGGGCUGAUAACUGGAAGAUGGAUAAUGCUGAUAAUACAAUUACACCACUUAAUGGUCUUACAGAUUUUGGCAAGUUAGUUAUAAAGGAGAUGAAUAGAUUAGGAAUGUUAGUAGAUUUAUCCCAUGUAUCUGAGAAGACAAUGUUAGAUUCUCUAGAAGUAUCGACAGCUCCUGUUAUAUUCAGUCAUUCUUCAGCCUGGGCGAUAUGUAAUCAUAACCGCAAUGUCAGAGACAACGUACUCUUAAAAACAAAAGAAAAUGGUGGUGUAGUAAUGGUCAACUUUUAUUCAGAUUACGUUAAUUGUGCUCCAAAUAAUUUAACGGAAGCAACAUUAGCUCAAGUUGCCGAUCAUAUUGAUUAUAUUAAAAACUUAACUGGUGUUGAUCAUGUGGGAAUUGGUGCUGAUUAUGAUGGCGUGGAAAGAGUACCUGUUGGUCUAGAAGAUGUAUCCACAUAUCCCGCACUGUUCGCUGAAUUAGCUAGACGAGGCUGGACUGAUGUUGAACUUAAAAAAUUAGCUGGUGAAAAUCUUCUCCGAGUUUUUAAGAAAGCAGAAGAGGUUCGUGAUCAAAUGAUGAAAGAUGGAGUACCACCAUAUGAAGAUCAUAUCGCAGAUGGACAACUCAAAAACACAACAUGUCGUAGCGGCCCGUUUUAAUUAACUGUUUAUUUUCUAGUUUCAUUUUACAUUAUAUAUAUAUAGUGGACUUUCAUCCAUUACCUUUUUAGUGGAGAGAAUCUUUGGACGAAAGUUUAAACCAACAUAGCCUAAAUCAAUCACGUACGGCCCAUUUUCCAUGUACGCGUUUUCGCCGGCAAAAAUUUCGGCUUGUAAUGGGACCGAGUCCAUGUAACCGGUGAAAAGGCGUAUAUGGAAAAUGUGCCUUAGACUGGGUCGGUGGAUCUUUAGAGGAAAGUCAACCAUAUGAGCUGUUUUGUGUGGAAGAAGCCAUGAGAAAAUAUUGAUUGUGGUAUAGUUAAUGUUACACGCAAGUUGUGUUACUUUACAACGCUGUAGUUUAGUUCAGAUAGAAUUUACACGUAUUACGUUGUUGCUUUUUCCUUCAUUUUAAACAGUAUGGCUAAAUGUGUAGCUUGUUCAAAUCGAUUAUAGAUAUUAUGUCAUUACGCAUGUACUUGACGAAGUGCUUGCCAAUCUCACAUAUAAGAAGGGUGAUUCUGGACUUACACAUCGUAUUUCUUUUAAUAUCGAGGGUUUUUUUUUCAAAUGCAUAAUAUGUUCAGAAAUGACCAACUAAUCUAUUAUUAUAUAUCCUAAAUAAACUAUUUUUCUUACUUUUUAA